AUGGAAACAGUUGAGGCUCUUGCCCUCGUAGCCGCCGUGCUCUUCUGCCUAGCCGUCCUCCGGCGAAGCACCAGUCCUGCCGUCCAGCUGGUCAGGGACCCUGCCGUUGCCCACCGCCUCCUCAAUGAGAACGCCGACGCUUUAUCGAACCGGCCGUCCGCUGGCCUUCUCACUGCUCUGGCGACCUGGACUCGCCGUCCGGAUCGGACAGAGACCAUAUCGACCUCGACCUACGGCUCGCACUGGCGAUCGCUCCGGUCCAACCUCACCGCCGGCUUCCUCAGCCCCUCGCGCCUCGCCGCCCUCGCCCCGCUGCAGCGCGACGCCGCCCAAGACCUCGUCACCGGCUUGUCCGCGGGAGAGGUGGUCAUGCGGGAACACCUCGACCGCGCCAUGUUUGCGAUGGCCACGCGGCUGUGCUUCGGCGACGGCGUGGAGGAGAGCUGCGUGCGCGCCAUGCAGCGCGUGAUGGACGACAUCACGCAAGCCAUGGACGACACAGUCUCGUUCGACGGCUCGACGCUGGGCAAGAUCACGCACUGGAGGACGCUGCGCCGUCUAUUCGGCUUGUUUGUCCCGCUGGGCGUGCUGGUGCGCCCACUCAUCGCGGCGGCGCGGGCACGCAAGAACACCGAGUCCCGGCACUCGUACGUGGACUCGCUCAUCGACAUCCGCAUCCCCAACGACGUCGACGCCAAACGUGCGCUCGAAGACGACGAGAUCCUGGGCCUCGUGGCCGAGUUCCUCGCCACCAACACUGGGGUGAUCGUGGCCUGCCUCGAGUGGACACUCGCCAACCUGGCCAUCCAGCCGGAGGUCCAGAAAAAGCUGCGCCGCGAGAUCGACGAGGCGGUGGAAGGUGAGGCCAAUGCAUGGCUAUCCGAGAAGGCCCUCCGCGACAUGCCGUACCUGCGUGCCGUCGUGCUCGAGAGCCUCCGCGUGCACCCGCCUUCGCCGUUCGUCACGCGCGGCGUCCACGACCUCGCGUCAGCGGCUUCCGGAGCGACCGGCAGGCUGAGAAAGAGGAUCAUCUUCAUGGUGCGGGACAUUGGAAGGCACGGGAGUGCGUGGACGGAGCCAGACCAGUUCAGGCCGGAGCGGUUCCUGCCGGGAGGCGAGGCGGAGGACGUCGGCCAGAUGCCGGGGCGGAGCGAGAUCAGGAUGAUGCCGUUCGGAGGCGGGAGGAGGUUCUGCCCGGGAUCCAAUAUGGCGAUGCUGCAGGCCAAGUUCUUCCUGGCCGCGCUCGUGCGACACUUUGAGUUCGCGCCGCCCAGCUGCGGCGUCGACCUCACGGAGGUGGGUGGGUUCAACAACGUGAUGAAGAAGCCGCUGCGUGUGCGCGUCACUCGGCGCGCGUUGCCCUAGACCUAAACAGAGCUAUCUAUGGUAAGGAAAUAAGUGGUCAGCCACAACUUGCCUUCUCUUGCGAUAACUAUAGUGGAGCAGAUUAAUUGGCUGGUUAAUUUCUGCAGUUUGCCAUGGGUCCAGAAAAUGAUGUACUCCUAUAUGGUUUUGCUAAGAGAGUACCCAGUCAAGUUCUACACCG
Messenger RNA from Lolium perenne, 1546 nucleotides. The record is from RefSeq and is a predicted model, not a curated record. NCBI's taxonomy places the organism in Eukaryota, Viridiplantae, Streptophyta, Magnoliopsida, Poales, Poaceae.